Cylicocyclus nassatus is the source of this 1214-nucleotide messenger RNA. NCBI's taxonomy places the organism in Eukaryota, Metazoa, Nematoda, Chromadorea, Rhabditida, Strongylidae. The record is from the annotation of a GenBank genome assembly.
GAACCGGUUUUUGAUAACGUCACAUUGAUUAAUAACACUACGUAGCAAUUCAGACUAUGUCAAAGCGCGCGGCGGUUUCUUUCGCCGACGAUAUCGCUUCAGGCUCUGGAAGUAAUAAACGUAUUGCCUUGUCAAAUGACGACGGUGAUGAAUUCGAUUUGCCCGAAAGCGACGAACCACAAAAAGAGCGAGAGGAAGAUGAAGAAGAGGUAAAGAAAAGACACACACUGGAUAGCGAUGAAGAAGAGGAAGACGAUCACAAGAAAUUGGAUAUGAGAAAGGUCGAAGGACAAGAAGACUCUACUCUAGAUUUUGAUGGUUCUAUGAAGAUUACCGCGUUCAACAUGAAAGAAGAUAUGGAGGAUGGACAUUUUGAUGACGCGGGGAACUUCAUCUUUGAUAAGAAAGAGAAGGAAAUCAAAGAUGCUUGGCUCGAUGAUAUCGAUUGGACGACCAUAAAAGAGAAAGCCGGUGACCAGUGGGAACAGUCAAAUGACCGAGAUGACGACGACGUUGCCCCGCCAACACUGAAUGAUAUUCGUCGAAAGGAAAUUUUCGUGUCGUUGAUAUCGCGUAUGAAACCAAAUCAGACCGUUGCCAAAGCUCUCAGCGAUUUAAAAAAAGCCAAAGGAUUGUCUGCUGCAGAAGAACGGAAGCUUAGAUGGAAAGCCAAGAAAGAGGGAAAGACGUUGAGUGAAAGCGACUCACAGAAAGAGACACAAUUGAUUAGCGGUCUGGCGGACGAGCUAAUUUCGGCUGGUCACAUGGACGUUUACGAUUGGACCCGAGAAAAGCUAGAGUUUUUAGUGAAGAAGCUAGAUAGUUCAGCGGUCGAUUCAGUGGAUAUGUUCUCCGAUGAGCCUGCGACAGCAUCGUCUGCACCAAAUACCGGUGCAUCUAUCAUGGACGAUGAGGAGCAAAAGUGGGAGUACAAAGAAUCAGAAUCGAGUGAAAUACAGGGGCCCUUUUCAUCAUCAGAAAUGGCCCGGCGCCAGCAGAAUGGGAAGUUGUCAAGUAGCGGUUUAGCCAGGAAAUGUGGGACUGCAUCUUUUAACCCUGUGGCUCGCAUCGACUUCGAUUUAUACUGUUGAUUUUUGCCGUUGUUUAGAAUGUUGAUUUUGUAAUAUUCACGUUUUAUGCCUGUCAUGUGUUUAUGUUUGCAAGUUAUACCUCAAUGGGAUCUCACAAUGCGACUGAAUGCAUAUGAUGAAUCU